Messenger RNA from Sardina pilchardus (European sardine), 5173 nucleotides. It is a transcript of the gene tbc1d2, whose product is annotated as TBC1 domain family, member 2. The record is from RefSeq and is a predicted model, not a curated record. The transcript has 15 exons. NCBI's taxonomy places the organism in Eukaryota, Metazoa, Chordata, Actinopteri, Clupeiformes, Clupeidae. Bases 373 to 3459 code for a protein of 1028 amino acids.
CACAUAGGCUACCCCCCCACACACGCACGCACACACACAUAACCCCUUGAGCGUACAUUUAGCGGUCCAUGACGUAUGGGCUCUGUGAGUCCUUGCCAGCAGGUCCGGCGCUCCCUGGAUGGGAAUCUGAGCUAGAUCGACAGAGACGCACUCAAGGAAGUGGCCUCCCCUCUCCUCUCCUCUCCUCUGUCCUCUCGCCACAGAUGUGUUUACGCAGCGUGCCGUUCGGGAGGGGUGGUGAAGCUACAAGAAGUUCAGGCGUUGUGUGAAGUCGCGUCGAAAGCGCACGGCAGCGGUGUGUGUGUGUGUGUGUGUGUGUGUGUGUGUGUGUGUGUGUGUGUGUGUGUGUGUGUGUUCAGUAUUAGGACUAACAUGAGUGAGCCGGCAGAGAAACCGAUGCCCCAGUCGUCUCAGUCGUCGAGCCAGCUGAUGACGGACAGCUCCCAGCAGCCCCUCACCACCAAUCAAACAGCUGCAGAUGGCUCUAGGGCCCGCCCCCAACCGGCCCAGCGGCUCUGUGGUUGGCUAGAGAAGAGAGGCGGGCCUCUGAAGCUCUGGAAGACUCGUUGGUUCUCACAUGACGUCGGGCGGACGCUGCUAAUGUACUGGCGCACGCGGCAGGAUGCCACGCCCCUGGGGCAGAUAGAGCUCGCCAGCGCCACCUUCAGCUACCCACUGGAAGCGCAGGAUGAGCCAGGGACCUUCUACAUAAACACACCGCAACGCAUCGUCAUGCUUAAGGCAGCUAGUCACGAGUUGAUGAUGUACUGGUUGCAGCAGCUACAGCUCAUACGAUUGCAAUACAGGAUGCAGACAGGAGAUACAAACUCCAAUCUUGACACACACACUUCAGUGGAGUUUCUUCCCCAGGUUAAAAUGCCAUCGGAGUUUGUAGGUGAAGACGCACCCAACCGGCCUUCUCCCGGACUAACCAGCCCACUAAACUUUUCAAUGAAGCAUCCCAUUAUAGAAAUUCGGAAUCUGUGUUUAAAGAAGACUGUGCCUAACCUGGAUCAGGCCCCUGUCUCACUUCUACCCAACCUGGACACACCCACUCAAGGCACAGCCAAUCAGGAGUCAGCCUCUCAGGACACACCCAGUCCCGACACAACCACUCAGGAAACAACCUCUCAGGACACACCCAGUCAGGACACCACCAAUCAGAAAUCAGCCGGUUGGGACACUCCCACUCAAGGCGCAGCCAGUCAGGAAACAGCCACUGAGGACACAUCCAGUCUCGACACAACCAAUCAAGAAACAACUUCCUUGGAUACGUCAACUCACAACACAGCCAAUCAGGAAACAGCCACUCAAGACACAUCCAGUCUCGACACAACCAAUCAGGAAACAACUUCCUUGGAUACAUCAACUCACAACACAGCCAAUCAGGAAGCAGCCUCCCUUGAAACACUCUCAGAGGACACAGCCAAUCAGGAGACAGCCUCUCCGUUCACACCCACUACGGCUACAGCCAAUCAAAGAACAACUUCCUUGACCAUACCUGCUGAGAUAAGGAGGCGCCCCUUUUCCUCCCCAAAGUGCCACUCUGCCACUCUGCCAACUGGGCAUCACAGAAAGCACCAAAGCCUCUGCUUAGACCUGGAGGUGUCCACACAGAAAAAGGAGCUCAAGGAGCAGAAGGACCUGGUGGCGUCUCUCUACCAGGCACUGGAGGCGUCUCAGAGAGAGAAGCGGGCGUGUGCAGACUUCGUGUCCGUCUCUGGCGAGGACCAGCGUCUGGAGAUGCUCCGUCACCGCGAGCGACAGGUUGCCCAGCUACAGGCCCAGGUGGACCACCUGCAGCAGCAGCUACGUGAGCGAGACACACAGGUGUGUGAACUUAAGGAAGCCCUUCAGCUGAUGCUGGAGAAGAACCAAGCCAAGCAGGAGGUGGUGCUGAAGCUCUCUCAACAACUGGCGGACUGCACAAGCGACACAGACACAGACACACUCACAGGCGACGCACACAAUGCAACCGGACCUGAGGAGAAGGAGGCACACCUGAGGCAGGAGAACCGACACCUGAUGGAUGACCUUGAGGCGUAUCGUACCCAGAAUAAGUUCCUGAAUUCUGAGAUCCAUUAUCUGACGCAGCUUUGGAGGCAGAGUUCCCAACAGGAGAAGAGCCUCAUGAGCAAGUGUGCAUUGUUAGAGGCCUCCAGCUGUGAGAAAGAGAAACAUUACCUGAGUGUGUUAAAGCAGCUGAGGGAAAGCACAGCUGAAACACACACACAGGUGCACACACACCAACUCCGUGCUUUGAUAGAUGACGCAUUGCAGGGAGCACUGAGCCCUACCAGCCCUACCAGUGAGUUUGAUGCGUAUGGCUUUAAGCUGGUGCCGGACAUCUCGCCUUCUGACAUGCAACUCAUGAGCAAGUUGAACGUGCUCGAGAUGCGCAGCCGGAGCCUGCAGACGGAAGAAGAGCGCCCCCUGGUGGCCCGCUGGGAGCAGCUCUUGUCCGGCUCCAGCGCCUCCCACUGCCCGCCCAACCCAGCCCACCUGCUCUGCCCCUCGCUGGAGCUCAAGGUCCUGCUCAGGGGCGGCGUUCCGCAGAAGUACCGCCGGCGAGUGUGGAGCUGGCUGGUGUCGGUGCGCACGCGGGACUUGAGAGAGCGCCAGCCUGACCAUUACCAGCUCCUGAAGCAGCGCAGCCACCGCGUGCCCAGGGCCGCUGCUCACCAGAUCCAACUGGACCUGCACCGCACCCUCACGGCCAACGAGAGGUUCAGCUCCCCGGGUCCCAUCCACCAACAGCUGAACAGAGUCCUGCUGGCCUUCGCAUGCCACAACCCCACUGUGGGCUACUGCCAAGGCCUGAACGGGUUAGCAGCUCUGGCACUGCUUGUUUUAGAGGACGAAGAGGAGGCGUUCUGGUGUCUUGUGGCCAUUUUGGAGGCGAUCAUGCCUCCAGACUACUACUGCAAGGGUCUCCAGGGCUGCCAGGUGGACCUGUGUGUGUUUAAGGAGCUGCUGGCUGAGAAGGUUCCCCGAGUGAGCGCUCAUCUGGAGGGCCACUCAGUGGACGUGGGCAGUGUCAGCCUCUCUUGGUUCCUCUCCAUCUUCCUGGAGGUGCUGCCCAGCGACAUUCUGUUACCUCUCUGGGACGCCUUCCUCUACGAGGGCAGCAAGGUCAUAUUCCGCUAUGCUCUGGCCCUGCUGAAGUAUACGGAGGACGAGAUUUUGAAGAUACAGAGCAGCACUGAGAUCUUCCAGUUCCUUUUCGUCUGCCCCAAAAUCAACAUCACUAAUACCAGGAAGUUGCGUAACAUGGCAUUCGGCGAGCUCAACCCAUUUCCCAUGAAGCACCUGCGCAGCAAGAGGGCGUGUCAUCGCCAGCGUCUGGAGGCGGAGCUUCAAGAGCGGGAGGCGGAGCCGAGGGAGCAAAGCUCCCAGCAUGCCGAGCGGCACGACAAAGCGCUGGACGACAUCGCCAGUGACGACGAUGAACUCAACUGACGUUGCACUGCUUCACUUGAAAGACACACACACGCACACUCAUACACACAUUUGCCCACUCAUACACACACACACACCCUCCUGAACCUCACUCAGUUCAAGCUCUCAAUCUUCACACUCCACAAAGCCUCACUCUGUCACAGGGGUUCUACACCAGAUGCAGAACUGUAGCAUCCUGUUCGCAUUGCACCUGCUCUCCUGAAACAAUUAGCUUCGGCUAUAAGCAAUAGAAGUACUGUAGCUACACCAGACGUGAUAGCGACACGUACAUUCGAGAAAGAAAAAAAAACAGACCAGUCUUUUAAAAUGGAUUUUAGGCGUCUUGAAUGGAAUGCUUCAGUUAGGCGCCUGGUGUGGCUUCCCUGUCAGGGUCACAGUGGGUCAGUCUUGGGCCUGCGAUGUACGUUUCAUUAAGCUGUCCUCUCUGUCUUGGGCUUAAGUUCUAAGAUUUAAGUGUUAAGCCCACAAGUCUUUGUUGUCACUGUUCUACAUAAUCAGUGAUACGCAUGCACCAAGGUAAGUAUUGCAGAUGGGGAGGGGGCUGGCUAUAGCACCCAUGCCAUCUCUAUAGCACGCUAUCCAUGUUCCCACAGACACCCGGGUUAAAGUCCAACCUGCGUAAUUUCCCGAUCCCACGCCAGCUCUUCUCUCCACUGGCUUCUGUAAUAAUCCACUUCUCACUCUCAUACUGUAGAUGACAACAACGCUUCUCAAAUAGCCGUGUAACUCCGGCUUAUUUAUUGUGCUCAUGCAUAACGUGCAUACAAUUCGACUGACCGUCUAACUUCCCGCUUUCGUGCCUGCUCUGUUUCUCUAUCCCAUAACUUCCUGUGUUCUUAAAGGUAUAUCCCCCUAUAUUGCUGAACAUCUCAGCUUCCUUUCAUUCACUUUUUACUUUAUUUUUUUAACCAGGGAAAAGAACACUUUGAGAUUGGUGUCUCUUCUUCAUGUGGGCCCUAGCCAAGAAGGCCUCUUCACAGGCAUGUUGGAUCGAAGACAUAAAAUAUCUCAAAUCCGGGGACCCAGGUUCGAAUCCGGCCUGCGGUCAUAUCCCGAUCCCACCCCAUCUCUCUCUCCCACUUGUUUCCUGUCUACCUCUACACUGUCCUAUCAUAAUACAGGCAAAAAGGCCAAAAAAUAUACUUUAAAAAAAAAAAAAUAUCUCAAAUCCACUAUUUCAGUCUAAUCUAAUAUCAGAUCAAUAAUAAAUCACUCUGAUACACCUAAUCUGUCUACAGGGUUGUACUACGCAUAUAAUCGGAUCCAGUUUCAUCUGAGCCUUCUCUUUAUUCUGCCUAAAAACUCGUGCUACUGUACAGUAUGUCAUCAUUACUCCCAUACAUGCAGCUUCAAAUGUGGCCACUAGGUGAAGACCGACUGGAGUUUACCUAUAAUGUCUUGGGCCAUCAGACAGCAAUCACACUGACAUAUGCACACACACACACACACACACACACACACACACACACACCUCUGGACCAUCAACCUUUGGCAAGUCACUGCAUGCUAAUACAUUUACUCACACUUCAUACAACACAGCAGAACAGUCAACACACACACGGGUGUGUGAAGAGUUGUGGACACAUACAUUAUGUGUGUGAGUGUGUAGCCUAUGCAUGAGCAUGUGGAAGACUGCAUGUGAACCCCAUUUUCACAAUAAAGGGGCUAAGAUUCUUAGCAUUAUAUGAGAAAUUACCAAAGCAGUUGUGUCUUC